AUGAUUAAUAAUGAGUUACCAACUUUACAAAAAAUGAAAGUCCGAUAUCCAUUAAUAUACAAGGAUGAUAUUUGUAUUAGAUGCAACUUACGGACAGAAGACCAGUCACAUAUCUUUACAUGCGAAAAUAACUUAGUAUCAAUGGAACUAUGCAGAAAUAAACUUAUCUCACUAAUUGUCGACACCAUUAGAAAUAAUGGCACAUAUGUGCUGACAGAUACUUUUAAAGAUAAUUUGAAUAGACUUGAGGAAUUUAAAAUCAAAGACGCAGAACCAUAUAGAAAUAAUCAGGAGAUAACCUUUCUGGAUAUAAUCUAUGGGUUGAUUCCAUAUUCUUUAACCAAGUUAAUUCACUCCAUAACCAGAAAUAAAGAAGAUACAAAUAAAUUAACCCAAGACAUAUUCGACAGAUUCAAAUCCUUCAUCAGGAAAGAAAUUUGGAUUAAACGAUGUAAAGCGGUAAAAGAGUGGGAGCGUGACAAUGGAAUUAAAACACGUGGGGGUAAAAAGUCUCGAGCCG
Diversispora eburnea is the source of this 520-nucleotide messenger RNA. Lineage: Eukaryota; Fungi; Glomeromycota; Glomeromycetes; Diversisporales; Diversisporaceae. The record is from the annotation of a GenBank genome assembly.